AUGACAGAGAUGGAGCAAUCUAUGUUACAGCAACAGAUGACAGUGGGUAACACCCUCGAUAAUUCUGCAGGUAAACCAUUGUCUCUGAAGGGUGCAGAGGAAGCAUCUGCAAUGUCUGAGACUACAACGGCUAGUUCUACGCUGGCAGAUGGGAGUGAUGGACCUAUGGGCGGGGAGCCGCUGAAGUUCGAAGGUGUCGUAGAACCUGACAUGGAUAACUUACCUUCUAACCCCAUGCCUAAACAUCAACAGAAACAUGCUGUCACUUCCAUAAAGGCUGUAAAAAGGUUGAAGGAUGCUAAACCUUUCUUGCAACCAGUUGACCCUAUUAAGUUGAACAUACCGCACUACUUUACGCAGAUUAAGAGGCCUAUGGAUAUCUCAACAAUUGAGAAGAAGCUUAAUGUUAAUGCCUAUGAGAAGCCGGAGCAGGUGACCCAGGAUUUCAACUUAAUGGUUGAAAACUGUUCUAAGUUCAACGGGCCUACUUCUUCGAUAGCCCAGAUGGCUAGGAAUAUACAGGCGGCGUUUGAGAAACAUAUGCUCAAUAUGCCUCCACGUCACCGGCCAGUGCAGCCUCGGAAGCGCCGGAAGUCUAACGAGGAAGUGCCAGUGGUGAUAAGGCGUGCGGACACACAUACCGGGAGGCCCAAGCGGGAGAUACACCCCCCCAAGUCGAAAGACAUAUACCCUAUGGAGAACACAAAGCCUAGGUCCAAGAAGCACCAAGCGGAGAUGAAAUUCUGUCAGCAGGUCCUCAAGGAAUUGACUGCCAGGAAACACUCCUCAUUCAACUAUCCUUUCCUUGAACCUGUAGACCCCGUGGCUUUGAAUUGUCCAUCCUACUUCGAAUAUGUGAAGGAGCCCAUGGACUUAGGAACUAUAGGGAAGAAGCUUAAUAAUUGGGAGUAUGCGGACUACGAGCAGUUUGAGCGGGAUGUACGACUCGUCUUCAAAAACUGUUACUCUUUCAAUCCUGACGGUACCCUGGUUAAUAUGAUGGGUCACCGGUUGGAAGACGUGUUCAAUUCCAAAUGGGCAGAUCGUCCGAUACUCCCUGAGGACGAAGAUGAUGAAGAAGAAGAUGAGUCAGAAUUCGAAAGCGAUGGCCUAUAUCCGGAGGAGGAGAUCGAUGAGAGCUCAAUCACCAAUCCUGCAAUACAGUAUCUAGAGCAGCAGUUGGCUCGUAUGAAAGUGGAGUUACAGCAGUUAAAACGCCAAGAGUUGGAGCGUAUACGCAAAGAACGCAGGCUGGCGCGCAGUACUUACUCCAAUGGCGGCUCCUUCGCCGGCAAACGCAGGCGUGGUAGGGGCUCGAAAAAGAAAGGACUAGGUUCCUCGGCCUCUGCUUCCGGUGACUUUGGAUCUCUAGGCUUGAAAAGGAAGCGCAAGCUAAAGACUGUGGUCACAUACGACAUGAAACGAAUUAUUAGCGAACAUAUCGGAGAUCUUCCAGAAGCAAAGUUGGAGCGUGCCGUCGACAUCAUCAAAAAAUCCAUGCCAGACAUAGUCGGUGCCGAUGGCGAGGUCGAGCUAGAUAUCGACCAGCUAGACGAUUCAACUAUACUGACAUUAUAUAACACAUUCUUCCGUCAGUAUGGAGCCACCUCCAAUGGUUUGACGGAGGAAGAUAGACGGAGAAGCUCAUUAUCACCUCCAUCUGCUACUUCUUCCAAGGCAAACAAGCGCAGAAGAAGUAAAGCGCUAAGCGAGGAGGAGCAGAACAAGCAGAUUGAGAAGAUCAAGAACAAGUUGGCUAUCUUAGAUAGUGCCUCUCCUAUUUCACCCAAUAUGCUUGGGCUAUUGUCAGGUAAUAACGAUGGAUCAUCUUCUUCAGGUGAAGACGAUGAUAUAAGCAGCGAAAGUGAAGAAGAGUAA
Eremothecium sinecaudum is the source of this 1878-nucleotide messenger RNA. It is a transcript of the gene BDF1, whose product is annotated as chromatin-binding protein BDF1. Gene Ontology annotation, cellular component: chromatin; nucleus. The coding region runs from base 1 to 1878 and encodes 625 amino acids. Gene Ontology annotation, biological process: chromatin remodeling; regulation of DNA-templated transcription. The record is from RefSeq and is a predicted model, not a curated record. Lineage: Eukaryota; Fungi; Ascomycota; Saccharomycetes; Saccharomycetales; Saccharomycetaceae. The transcript has a single exon.